AGCAGAGGCACCUAAGAAGCAGAGUGAGGAGGUAUUCAUGGCCGGCGCCGGAGGAGAUCGCCGCCGCCGCCGCCGCAGUCGCCGGCGCUUGUCCUUCCGCAUCCCUCGAGGAUGGGGAGGAGGUUGGAAGGAUUUUUUUUAAUAUACCGUCGGCAUCAGCAUAGUCUGUACAAACCCAAUAUUAUCAAUAUCUUGCUGGCUCAGUGUAUCGCUAGUGUUUCCGGAUCAAAGCGUGCUGCCAGAUCUAAGCGCAGCUGUUACCAACGACUGUCGCGUCACACAUCUCCCAAGAUUGGACGGGACCUAACAGUCAAAUAAACAAUUCCGUUUUUUUUUCUUUUUAUAUCUAGAAAUUUUAUUGUCUUGUUAGAGACACAUCUGUCAUCUGGGUUGAUUUUAUUUUAUAAGCAUUUUCUGCAGACAAUUUGGUGGAGUGGAGAUUGUUUCGUUUCCAAGUUCAUUCUAAGCAGAAACCAUGGGAGCAGAGCAGAUCGACAAAUCGCCAACUAGGAUUAUUGUGCUCAAUUGCCUAUGUGGAGAAUUUGUGUUAGUAGUGAUGGGUCUGUACAUGGGCGCCGCCACCGCUGGGAUCUUCAUGGCAAAUCCCGCUUCCCUCGACCUCCUUGCUGCUGACGCAGGUACAUGUACAGGCACGAAUGUGGACCUACAUGAACAGAACACUCGCGAUCUUGUUAUGCUCCUUGCUACUCUUGUGGUGACCAUCACUUACCAAGCAGGACUAGAUCCACCUGGCGGCCUUUGGCUAGAUGACCGAGAUGGUCAUAAUAUCGGUCACCCAGUGCUCCAGACGACACAUCCUACUAGGUACAGAGUGUUCUUCUAUAGCAACUCGGCAGCUUUUGUCACAUCCUUGGUCAUCAUCAUGAUGCUCCAGAGCAAGUUUCUGCUCAACCGGCACACAUUAGAAGCAACCCUGGUGCUGGACCUAUUCGGCCUCAUCACUGCCUAUGGCGCCGGGAGCACGGAGGUAACCCAAUCCAUCUACAUCGUCGCCUUGGCAGGAAUUGUCCUAGUCUAUGUCAUCGUCCAUAUCACCAUUAGAGAUCAUGACCCUGAGCCAGUGGGUGAUCAUGCAGUAAAGCAUCUCGAUGACAAGCGCAAGGUACUGUUGCUGGUCGCUAUCUUGGCCGCCACCCUCACAUACCAAGCUGGCCUCACCCCGCCAGGUGGCUUCUGGUUAGCAGAUGACCGAGAGCUCGGUCGCCGUGCGGGUUUCCCAAUCCUCCUUGACAAUUACACUCGCCGUUACAACACAUUCUUCUACUGCAACGCAGCGAGCUUCAUGGCGUCUGUAACCCUCAUCCUUCUUCUUGUCAAUCCAAAGCUAUACAGGCCAGGCAUACGCUGCCGUGCCCUCUAUGUGUGCAUGCUGGUGGGCAUGUUUGGCCUCAUGGGUGCCUAUGCUGCUGGAAGCUCCCGGAAUCUCAAGACCUCCGUCUAUGUAUUGAUCUUGGUUGGUGCAGUGCUAGCCUUCAUAGCCUCGCUGCUAGCCAUUUUCUUGUUGGUGCCUUAUCUCAAAUCCAAAGGAUGUAGAGUUUUCUGCUUCGUCCCUUUUGGCCAAUCUCAAAAAGGUACAGAAGUGCAAGUUGAAGCAGGUCGUAGCAGCAGCAAAUCCCAUAAAGGUACAGAUGAGCAACUUGAAGCAGGUCAUAGCAGCAGAAAAUCCCAUGAAGGUACAGAUGAGCAACUUGAAGCAGGUCAUAGCAGCAGAAAAUCCCAUGAAGGUACAGAUGAGCAACUUGAAGCAGGUCAUAGCAGCAACAAAUCCCAUGAAGUUACAGAUCGGCAAGUUGAAGCAGGUCAUAGCAGCGGCAACAAAAAUAGCAGCGAAAAGAAAGAAAAACUUCAAUACUUGAUGCUGCUAGGGAUCCUGGCUGCAAGUAUGACAUACCAGACUGGCCUAAAACCACCGGGUGGCCUAUGGCAGGACAACAAUGAUGGGCACUAUGCUGGCAACCCCAUUCUCCGUGACAUCAACAAGGACAGGUACAAUGCUUUCUUCUACAGCAACUCCGCCUCCUUCAUGGCCUCAAUUGUGGUCGUCGUCAUGCUACUUCCAUUGACAUUGUUCCCUGAGAAAUACACAACAAAGUCAUCCAAGAAAGACACAAAGUCAACCGGCGAGGACACGAAGUCGCUCGACAAAAUCACGAAGCCGGCCAAGAAAGACCCGAAGCUGACCGAUAAAGACAAGGAGUCGCCCGAAAAAGACUCAUGGCCACUCUGGCCGAUGCAUACGGCCAUCUUGCUGGACAUGAUGGGCCUCCUGGUGGCAUACGCAGCAGGCAGUACUAGGAAAUGGGAAACAUCCAGGAACAUCAUGGUCCUCAUCGUUCCUCUGUUGGCCUACAUUGGGCUCUACGCAGCACUGUCGGUCCUCCGCCAUAGAGAAGAAGAGCCCACAGCCUCCCAACCUACGGUGCAGCCGUUGAAUCAUUGCAAGACGUGCAGGAGGAACUGUGGGUGUGUAAAUUUGCAACCGAGUUAGGCUCAACUGCGAGCCUCCUGUGUACAUUCCAGAUAUCGAGUUAUUUAUUCAUAUGUUUUCAGCGUGA
Triticum dicoccoides is the source of this 2576-nucleotide messenger RNA. RefSeq lists its product as uncharacterized. Gene Ontology annotation, cellular component: membrane. The record is from RefSeq and is a predicted model, not a curated record. NCBI's taxonomy places the organism in Eukaryota, Viridiplantae, Streptophyta, Magnoliopsida, Poales, Poaceae. The transcript is spliced from 4 exons. Bases 476 to 2509 code for a protein of 677 amino acids.